This is a messenger RNA of Gasterosteus aculeatus aculeatus (three-spined stickleback), 2364 nucleotides long. RefSeq names its product phosphoinositide-3-kinase interacting protein 1 (gene pik3ip1). The record is from RefSeq and is a predicted model, not a curated record. NCBI's taxonomy places the organism in Eukaryota, Metazoa, Chordata, Actinopteri, Perciformes, Gasterosteidae. Gene Ontology annotation, biological process: negative regulation of phosphatidylinositol 3-kinase/protein kinase B signal transduction. Gene Ontology annotation, molecular function: endopeptidase activity; signaling receptor binding.
GCUGGGACUCCGGCGCGGCGAGCAGUGUGCCCGCGCAGCACAGGCUCGUCUCCAUCUUUGACUCCUCGUCUCCGUUGUCUUCAAUAGAUUUAAAGGAAAAACAUUUUUUUGUUUGUUGCUUUUCUUGGAAAAAAGUAUCGCACCAUGUUGUCGGUCGGUUCCUCCGGUCUGCUCUUGAAGACGCUCCUGUCCGUGCACGCGGUUCUCGUGAGCGCGGCCAUGGUGGAGAGCAGCGCGGCGAAUGGACACGAAAAAGGCUGCACGCGCGCAAACGGUGUGCAGUACAGAGGGGAGGUGCACAGCUCCUCCUCGGGUCUGACCUGUCUCAACUGGGCCAACACCAGCAGAGACUACGACGAUGGAGUCCAGCCUGAUUCACAGACGGGUGUGGGAGAUCACAAUUACUGCCGAAACCCCGACUCCUCUGAGGGGCCGUGGUGCUACAUUGCCGGCCCAGACGGGACGGUCCAGAGGCAGUUCUGUGCGGUCGACGCAUGCAAAGAACGAGCCCCGGAAGAGGCAGAGUCCUCCAAGCCAACAGAAACCAUUCCCCCGACUGAGAGCUUAGAACCGGCCGGGACGGAGGCCUCUCAGGGGGAAGUGGCUGCUGUGCAGCCAGUGAUGGGAAUCAGCCAACGCGUGCGCACAGGACCCAGGAAGAAGAAGGACCUCGGCAUGCUCGGCUACGUCAUCGGCAUUCUCAUGAUGGCGAUCAUAGUCAUCCUCGGAGUGGGCAUCACAUUCGGCUACUUCUAUAAGAGGGCUCAGGACCUAAAGAAGCAGCACGAGCAGCGAGUGUACGAGCGCGAGAUGCAGCGGAUCACGCUGCCCCUGUCGGCUUUCUCCAACCCCACCUGCGAGCUGGUGGACGAGAACACCAUCGUGAUCACGGCGGAGCCCGAGACGACCCCCGUCCAGGACGACUCAGAGGGCGGGGACCCUCUGAUGGGCCAGCAAGCCGGUACCCCCGGAGCAUGAGCGGGCCUGUAGUCCUCAGACGCGGGACCGCGAUACACUUUUGUAAACCAAAGCGUUUCUUCGUUUUCUCCCCUCGAGCCUCCCUGAGUAACCUCUGAUUUGAAAGGAGCAGGGGAGCAGUGUUUGCUCCAAAGACUGAGUGCUGUCCUUUGUAUCUCCUUUCUAUUGGUUUUUGAAUACAGAGGCCCAAACUAAAAAAAACACAGAGGAAACAGUCCAAGCAUCUUGAAACCCUCCCGGCGGAUCUGUUCUCAAUGAAGAUAUGGCAUGAGGUCUUUCGUUUUCACGUUUGCUACAUUUGAUAGCCAAGAAAAUACGGUCAUGCCCCGUAAAAGGAACCGUCUGAACAUCUCAUCUUAUGGACUUGCUAGUGUUUGUAUUAGCGUGCGAUGAAACCAGUUCGUUUGGAAUGGCGGCUCAUGGCCUUUUUAUUUUAGAUGUCCAUGUGGAGACGGUGUCCUCCACCGGAGGUUUCAUUUUUAUUCACCUGUUGAUUGGGCCGAAGGAGACGCAGAGAAGAAACUUUUAUGUAAAAAAGAAUGCUUUGUCUAGGUGAGACACGGGAGUCCAGAAAUAUCCUCCUCCUGGGACAGGAUGAGGGAAAAUUAGGUAAAACUGGCCCACUAAGAACAAGAGAAGGCCUCCAACUCGGCCUCAGCAUAAUGCUCCUGAAUGUAUUUCUUCCUUUUUAACCCAGAUGGAUUUAUUGUCCCCUUUAUACCCAACAAAACAUGACGGGCGGUCACGUCAUCGGCGGAUGGGAGAGCGGACCUGCCCUUUGCUUCCACGGGUUAAGGAGUGACAGGGAGUGUUCCUGAGAGACAGGUGGUCCUCAGGACGAGUCAGAGAGGUGUCUUUGCAGAGCGCGUUAGGAUGAGGAGGCCGGGUGUUUACAUUCUGACAUUUGAGUUGCGCAUGGGACGCUUUAGGAGAGAGAGAGAUGGAGUAGAAUAGAAACAUCACGAACGCUUUGCUGUUCCUUUUAAACACGCCAGUGCAUGCACAUGCAUACCUGCUGUAUGCUUGUCUUCAGAGGCCAUAUCUUUGCAUCUUUAAAAGUGGAACUACUGAUUGAAUUACAUAUUUUAGAAUAUACCUUCAUGGAAAUAUAAUCAUGCACGAUUUAGUUGCACGUGACGUGCCGUUACUUCCCAGUGUAUUGCAAGUUUGUUUGUUACAACUCUGUCACUCCACAUGAUCUUGUUUUGUGAUUAAUGCUGGAUCCACUGCUGCUCCAUUAUUUCAUGUGUUUGUCCCAAUUGUAUUAUUUUUUCUUCAUAUAUGCAACAUGUUCAAAUGACUGUUCAGUAUUUGAAAUGAGUACUUGUAUAAAUGCAGAUUUUCACUGCUGGUAUUGAAAUAAAACAUCAAGCACAGACACCUCAA